GCAGCGUUCAGACACAUUACUUCUUACCUAUCACAUGUUGAUUCGGACCUGAAAGCUGUUGCAACUGUGCAACAUUGACGUCGACGCGCUUGCUCUGGGGCGAUAAUGGAUGGAGCUUUAGGCAGACCCAGCGCAGCAUGUAGCUCUGCGUCGCUGCAGCUGCCGAGCCCUCGUUCGCGGUCGCGGGCUUCCUCUCCUUCGUCGCGCGCGGCAUCCCCUCUCCUUCAAACGCCGUGCUCCGCGAGGCCGGCCUGCAAUGCUCGCGUCGGUCAACGGCCCUCACUGUCUCGGGGCCGGGUCGCAGCAGCAGCAGCGCGCUACACGUCAGCGCCACUGCCCGCCUCUUUCGCAAAUACUCCACGGAGAACCAGUGAUAACAGUAUUCUAGCCAGCAUUUCAGCUCGGCAAGCGCAGUGGUCCAAUGCUGGCUCGGGUCCAGGCCUGCCCCAGACGGUGCUUCUGCACGUCUCGCAUUUGGCGGAGCAGGCAGUUGAAGUCGCCGAAAAGCCGGUCGUGACGGCAGUUGAGACAGCGGUCGGCGGGGCGCAGGCGGCUCAGGGCGCAGUGACGGGCUUUGUCAGCCACGUGCUCGCCCACUUUGCCGCGCUGGUGGCCCGCAUCCAGGCCGCGCUCGUGCAGCUGCUCACGUUCCGCCGCAACGAGCAGUUCAAGCUGCGCACUGGGACGCACGCGGGCGCCGGCGCGGCCGACGUCGCUGGCACGCGCACCCCGGUCGCUUUCGUGGCGCCGUCGAGUGGCACCCGGCGUGCCGUGGCCGGCGGCUCGCAGCAACAGCAACUCAUGCUCGUACCCGGGCAGAGGAGCGCAUUCAGCCAGCUUGGCAUCGCUGGCCCGGUGCUGGCGGUGUCGGCGGCCGCCGCGGCGCUGUAUGCAGGCAGCAUUAUGUGGCAGCGGUGGCGGGCCGGGGUGGAGCGGAAGCGUGAGGUGAAGCAGUACGCCGCCAUGCAGGAGCCAGCGCUGGCCCGUCAGAAGCAGCGCUUCCAGCGGGCGCUGGUGGUAGACAGCGUCAACCUGGAGCUGCCCGCCAUCAAGGAGAUGGACAUCCAGCCGGGCCCUGUGCAGGUGGAGAAGAUCAUCUCGCGCCAGCCAGGCGGCAAGGCGCAACAGGUCGCCAGCGCUGCCAGCAGCAGCAGCGGUACCAAGGCGCCCACCAUGGACACCGCCAGCCUGCGCCAGUGGCAGCAGUUCAUGGCGUGCUCUCGGACCACCGAGGUGCAGGACGAGCUGCGUGGCGGCGCACAGGCGGGUCGCGCCGGCUCCAGCGGCAGGGCGGCCGCCAACCUGGCCGCCAACCUGGCGCCACACGGGGCGCUGGGCGAUGCGGCGCUGAAGGACCUGUCGGAGCGCAUCCGGCGCGCGGGCGAGGGCGCCGCCAAGGAGGAGGCGCCCAUCGUCACCUUUGAGCAGCUGUACGCCAACAGCCGCGAGAGCGACGAGGAGGCAAUGGCGCGGCGGGCGGCGGAGCGGAAGGCGCGCUGGCAACAGCAGCAGCAAACUGCGCAGGAGAAGCAGCAGCCUGGCGGCAGUGGGCCAGCGGUGGGACGGGGUGUGGCCGGUGCGCCGGGACGACUUGGCGGAGCUGUGUCGCGCCCGGGCCUGACUGGCACUGGCAACGCGACCUCGGGUGCGGCUGCAGCUAGCAACGCGCAUGCGGCUGCCCGACAGGCGCAGGCGCCACUGCCGCGGAGCGCACUCGCGGCGGCGGGCUCGGCGGCGGCGCCAGCGGCACCACCCACCAAGAGGGAGCCGCUGCCAGUCGCCGCCAAGGACGAACUGUCUGCCAGCCUGGCGGCGCGCUCGGUGCGGGACAGCCACCUGCGCCCAGCCACUCUGGCCGCAGCCACCGCGUUGGCGUCAAACAACCCUUUCGCCGUUGGUCUGUUUGGCGACAGCAGCUCCUCGCCAUCCGCCUCCUCGCAGCUGGCCUCCAACAGCAAAGUGGCUGCCCGGCCCGAGCCGCAGGCGGGCCCGCGCAGCAAGGCUUUUGCGAGCGGUCCCGCCCCGGCAACGACUCCCGCUGCAGCACCCGGCGCGGCUGGUAGCAGUGACACCAGCUUUGGUGCCGCCAGGCCUGUCAACUCGCGGCUUGAGGUGUCGUUGGGCCGCAGUGCGCGGCCAUCGCCCAGCUCACCCCUCAUGCAAGGCACCACGGAGGCUGCGCAGCCUACAUCCGGCGUUGCCAGGUCUGCUCCUCCAGCGCCGGUUGUGGCAGUAAAGGCGCAGGUGCCCGCCGCGCCCGUUGCCCCCGCCCCGGCCGCCGAGCUGUCUGCAGUGCUGAGCCAGGAUCUGGAGGAGGUGGUCGCGGCCCCGGCGGUCAGCAUCAGCCCAAGCACCAGCAGCGGCGCCAGCCCCAGCCCCAGCAGCAGCCUUGCAGACUGCGCUGCGAGCACCAGCAGCGGCACUGGCAGCGCCCAAACCGUUCAGCCGCCGGGCCGCCGGGCCGCUCCCGAGGUGGGCGUGCUGGCGCUGGCGCUGGCGGGGCUGGCCAAGGAGCAGCUGGUGACGUCACUGGGGAGUGGCAGCAACAACAGCAGCCGCGACGAGGACGACGGGGCGGAGGGCGGCUCCCGGCGCGGCCGACGUGUAGCGGCGGGCGGCCCGCUCCGCACACCCGACACGCAGGCGCCUGGGCUCACGCGCCUGAUGCGCCGCCCCACCGGCUCGCCGCCGGUGUCCCCGGCAGCCAAGCAGGACACCGCUGUGGUGCUGUAAAACUAGCAUGUUUUCAUGGGGGUUGGGGGCGGUGUGUGUCUGCAGCGGUCCUAUGCAGGUAAUGCCGCUCUGUUGAUGGUCCUGGUGGUAUCAGGGCACGCGCCCUACGGAGUGGUGGGUUAAACAGGUGUGGUUGGGCGCGCUCUGACAUGCGCUGUGGUGAGCUACAGCUGCAUCCCGCGCCAUGCGCUCAUGCCACAUGCAGCUGAAGGCACUGCUGGGCGCGGGACAUGAUCGUGUUGUCGACAUGGGGCACCCCGUGCUGCAGUUUUGAGUGACGCUUUUGAGUGAAGGAGCGCAGCGUUGUGUGGAUCCGAUAAGGCCCUAGCGGGUGCUCAGCGGCCGGCACGGCUGAUGGAGCCUGCAUCCGGUGCAGUGGGCUUACUGUACUGGUCGAUAACAAGUUGUAAUGCGGUGACCAUUUCUUAUGGCGAGGUUGGGCUGUAACAGUAUUUAUGAUCCCGAUCAAUGGCACCCUGCUCACUGCGUCAACGUGCUAGCGGCCGUAGACGGGAAGAGGGCUAGGAACCAUGCGCCUACGUGCAAUCGGACCAAGUUGCCAUGCGCAUGGGGGAGGGUGGGGUGCUGCCCAUCUGCCAAGAGUGCCAACGACUACCGGUAUCACAGGUCCCUGACGCUUAGCUCGGCAAAGCGGCACGCCGCAGCUUGCGCCGCAGCCCCUUGGAGCCGUUGCAGAGUGCGUCUCAACACACGAAUGUGUGGUCCUUGACGUAGCUCCCCCGAGGUCCUGGUCUCAAGUUGGUUCGAACAGCUCGGGAGGGGCAGUAGCGGCGUGGCGUGCCAAUCCGC
This is a messenger RNA of Chlamydomonas reinhardtii, 3543 nucleotides long. RefSeq lists its product as uncharacterized. The transcript is spliced from 8 exons. Lineage: Eukaryota; Viridiplantae; Chlorophyta; Chlorophyceae; Chlamydomonadales; Chlamydomonadaceae. The record is from RefSeq and is a predicted model, not a curated record. The coding region runs from base 106 to 2733 and encodes 875 amino acids.